UAGGCGUCCUGGAGGGAUCUACCAGCUGGCAGAAACAUACUGCCUGACAGUUGAGGCACUCAAGCCUGGUAGUUGCUGUUGGUGUCCGGACACUUUUAUCCGUCAUUCUGUUAAUGUGGUCCUUCCAUGUCGUCUAUUUAAGUUGAGUGAAGAUUCCAGGAAGUCCCAUCCUUGAAAAGACAGCAAUGGUGGAUUACUAUGAUAUUCUUGGAGUGUCGCGAAAUGCUUCUCAAGAUGAAAUCAAAAAGGCUUACCGGAAACAGGCACUGCGUUGGCACCCAGACAAAAAUCCCGAUAACAAGGAAAUGGCAGAGAGCAAAUUUAAAGAAAUAUCAGAAGCCUAUGAAGUAUUGUCAGACAGAAGCAAAAGAGAAAUAUAUGAUCGACGUGGAAAAGAAGGAUUAAGAGAAGGUGGUUUUGCCGAAUCUGGAUCUGCAGAUUUCCCUGGUUUCCACUUUACAUUCCGCAGCCCAGAUGAAGUCUUCAGAGAGUUUUUUGGAGGCAGAGACCCAUUUGCUGAUAUGUUUGAUGAUUUUGGCCCAUUUCCUGAGAUGAGCAGAGGAGCCUCUCAUGUUCAGCCUGGUUUUAGCAGUUUUUUCUCCUUUCCAAUGGCAUCAGAUUUUUCUUCAUUUUCAUCCACAUUGGGUGGCUCUGGUGGGGGUUUCCGGUCUGUAUCAACGUCCACUAGAAUAAUCAAUGGGAAAAAAACUACAGAAAAAAGGAUAGUUGAGAAUGGCCAAGAGAGAGUGGAGAUUGAAGAGGAUGGGCUGCUGAAGUGUAUUAAGAUAAAUGGGGUUGAAGACAAGGCCUUGCUUGCGCUGGAACUAGAGAAGAGAGGCAUCAGGCACUCAGCUGGGUCCGAACAGCCUGUGCAGCACUCCUUCAGCAGCUCACCUUAUGUCGAUAUAGAUGAAGAAGAUGAAGAUCUGCAGCUGGCCUUGGCUUGCAGCCUCUCUGAAAUGGAGGCAGCAGGCCAACAUGGAGCAGGUGCACACAGAACAGGGGCCAGACAGGGGAAAACAAAAAUGGGUGGGGGCAAAACAAGUCCACCUGUUUCUAGGGAUGUUUUAAAGAAUGGGGGCAAGGCAAAUCAGACACCCUGUAAAAAUUUGCAGGAGACAAAGGAGGAAAAGUUAAAUGACAAUGAGAGCACUCCUAGAACCACAAACCUGACAGACAAGGGAGAGACUCUAAAGGCAAGAGAAGAAAAGAUAAAGGACAAAGAAAACACACCAAGUUCCACAGACCCUAUAGAUGAGGGAAAGCCUGUAAAGACAAAGAAAAAAUGUUGUUCAGUAAGCUAGGGAGAAAGUUAAAACUGACUAAUGUGAGGAGAAACUCAAGGAAAAAAGCCAAAACCAGCAUCUUGUAUCUUUAUCUUCUUGGAUACGAGACCCGUAGCUUACAUUUAACACACAAUCCCAGUCAUUCUGCUUCUGCAGCAGUUGACCACUCAUCCAUUGGGUUAGAGCAUAUAGGGGGCCCAUCUGCAAAGCCUCCAGAGUUGAGGCUGUUGUGUGUGUGCUUAUGGCCUACAGUUUUACUUGCUAAUUUGUAGGUUUAAAAAGGACUGAUGAUUAGACUAAAUACCAACCAUGAUAUUAUGGUGCCUGUUUUUUAUCUUGUUGUCAAAAUACGAUUUUGAUACCUGGUCAUUUUGGUUCUUUGCUUACUGCAUGUCUGGUUCCUUUAGUCCCUUUAGCCAACUAAGAGUGAAUGCUUUGGCGUUUGCAGGCUGUCAUGAUAGUAGAACUGGUCUUGCUUUGCAGCGUUUGCCUCUUGGCCACCUUUGUCAAGUUUCAAAUGUUAAUUUUGCUGUCAGUUACUGCACCAAAAUAUAUGGAAGGUGAUUAUUAUGGGAGCAGUUUAUCAAAAAGACUAAUUAGUCCUUAAAAAGAGGAUGAUGAAGAGUGUAAAAAGUGCAGGUCUAAAUACAACAGGCUUUCAAAACGUUUAACAUUUCAAAGAAACUCCUUCAUGUUCCUUUAUAAACUUUGCUUUUUCUAAUUCAUACCAGUUCUCAACAAUCAAUUCUUAACACAGUAAUAACAAUGAAGCCAAAUUCCGUCUGCUUGUUCUGAUGGUGCAUGUUUUUAGUUAGCAGGUAACUAAGUGUAGUUCGACAGCUUUGAGGAUUUGAGGUAUAGGCCGUCAGUGUCUAGUGGUUAAGGCAAUGAAUUAUAAAACAAAAAUGAGCAGUUUAAGUGUUCCUCAUGAACUCCCUAGAUAACUAUGACCCGUAAAUUCACACUUACUGUAAAAAUGGGUAGAAACGGAAUACUCAUGACAAACCUUCAAAAUUGAAGAACUUUUAAUAAACUGAAGGCCACAGUGUCAUUUCAGUGGAGGAGCGUGUAUUGCAACCACAAUGCAAGUAUUAUAGUACUCUGUACACGUCAAUACUACUACUGUACAAAUAUAUAAAGGUAAAAAAUGGUGAACAUGAUGUGCACUGUGCAGCAAGUAACUGCAUCAUUUUGUUCAAUACUACAUACAGCUCUGGUUGCUCCCCUUGUUGCCACGUAUUUCUACCCUAAUUAUGCGUUGUUCUUAGUUGUCUUUUUCCUACUCUGUAUAUUGGAGCACCUGCAGCUUUUACCAUCACAUGAUCAGCCAGAAGUCAUACAGAGCAGAAUCCUACUCAUUACUUGAGCUUUGUCACUGUACCUCUGUAAAGUGCAUACGUCUUGGAUGAAAUAGAUGGGCUAGUGGUUGUGGUCGGAAACCAAAGGUGUAUAUUGGCCUUUUAUAGCAGCUGGUAGGACUCAAUUAGAACUGUGCCUACAAGUACAGUAUGUGCCUUAUGCAUCUCGCCUGUCAUUGUGGGCUUGUAUCGCCCACCCCAGUCAUAAUCCUAGAGAAAGGUCACAAUGAUUUGUAAAGUCUGUACUGGUUGUGAGAAUUCAUCUGCUGCUCUUGGCUACUAAGGCUAAAUAUGACUGCAGUUGAAUGUGACUCACUUUCGGAUUUCUGGCUCAUAAUGCAAUUUUUUUGAAUUGACUGUUUAAAUUAAUUUGUCAGCAACUGAAAUCCAAUAUAACCAUGUACAGUAUUGAUAUCUAUCUUGAAUCAAACAAAUGCAGCGGCAAGUGCUCAAAAGUGCUUUUAGUGGAAUCAUUAGUGCCAGAUCUGUAAGGAAUAAAAAACCUGGGGAGACGAGAGAGGAGCCAUAACUGGUGGAAACAUCAUGUGGAGGUGUUUGGUGCAAACGUUUAAGUUUCAAAAUGUUAAGGGGAGCGUUCAGUUAGGUAUGGAAGCAUCUGUCUGCAAGAUUCUCAGAAAAAUACACAUUUGAAGAGCAACAUUUCGGAAAAUACAUAGCAUAGCAAUUGAACUGUUUUGGCAGGCUUUUGUUUUCUUUUUGCAUUUUCUAAAAAGAUCAAUUUUGUGUCACAUGAGUAUUGUUAUAUUUGUUGGAUUGUUAUUUAUGUUGUAGCCUGUAAUGUGUUGCCCCUCAAAGUUCAUGACCAGUUGGUGUUCAUCCCAGCAGUAGCUACAAGGUAGUCUCUUUGGUCUUCAUAUUCAGUAGAUACAUAGCAGCAAUAUUACAUUUUAAACAGUAAAAAGAAAAUUUUAUAUCAUUGUGGAUGAAGAGAAAAUCAGUGUUAGUUAAAGAAAUUGUUUACUGUUCACUAAGCCUACCUCUCAUUUUUCAAUUUUUACCAAAAGACAAAGGUUGCACCAUUCAGUGAUUUAUUUGCACUGUUCUGUGGUCUGUGCUGUUUGAGCGAGUCCCAGCAGAUUUACAGUACAGUAAGCUUUUCAAUGAAUUCGACCUCAACUGCCAGACGUGGCUGUGAUUAUUAAGCAGUUUACUGUACAGUUUGUAACUAAUAUUGGAACCAAAAAGCAGUAAGAGUGAGUGUUGAUUAAAUUUCAGAAAUGAAAGGCAUUCCCCUCGUUUUAGAGGAGCAGAGGAGUUACCAACUAAGGGAUUUUGUAACUAUAUUUAAAAAGAUAAUCAUGUUAGAAUUAUAAAUCGAGAACUAAAUUAGCUCUGGAAGGCACACUGGUCAGCACUCCUUCCUCACUCUGGUAGAUUCCCUCUCUUGUUCUUCCUGCAUCACUAACACAAUUGAAGCGAGUAUGGCCUUUAAUGAACUGGUGUCUUGUUCAGGGUUCAUUCUUGCCUUGCACCUCAAUGUUGCUGCACUCUGCCAAAACCCUCCGUUAAAUUAAGUGGGUUGGGUAAUAGAUGGGAGAUUACUAUGCACACGCUACAUUUUAUUUUUUAAUUUCUGGGCCUAAGAAGGAUACAGACAGUGCCUUACUACAGACUCUGAAUUGUGUUCUUUUUAGUUCAAUACUUAAUACAUUUAACAUGGCUUUGAGGCACUAGGUGGUGCUGCACAGUAAUCUAAAUGUGUGUUAUUUUGGAAAGGACAUUGGAAUAUGAAGGGCUUCCAUUACUAUGUCAAAAGUGAAUGUAAACCUUUGAUUACUAACAGCUACAGAACUCGUCACCAAAUCAUGUUGCCAAAAUGUGUGGUGGAGAAAAGCUGUAAGUGGCAGCACUGUGGGAGGUGGGAAGGAACUUCUCAGAAUAUGAGCCUUUGUUCAUAAAUCAAAGGUGGUGCUUUGUCAGUUUAAUAGAAGUUGCCAAUAUUCAAACCAGAUUUGGCUCUGCCAACUCACUAGAUGGCAGAUUCUUUGGUUUUUAGAUAUGUGCCAUGCUUACUUGAUUUUUUUUUUUUUGCUUUGCUGGCCCACAGACAUAUUUGCUAAACCAAAAAAAAAAAACAUCAGGGCUGAAAUCCUGGUAGAUAUUAAUGUUCAUUUGACAAAGCUUCUUCAUU
This is a messenger RNA of Polypterus senegalus (gray bichir), 4796 nucleotides long. It is a transcript of the gene dnajb2, whose product is annotated as DnaJ heat shock protein family (Hsp40) member B2. The transcript has 9 exons. The coding region runs from base 186 to 1304 and encodes 372 amino acids. Lineage: Eukaryota; Metazoa; Chordata; Cladistia; Polypteriformes; Polypteridae. The record is from RefSeq and is a predicted model, not a curated record. Gene Ontology annotation, molecular function: Hsp70 protein binding.